GAAAUGAUGAAAUGUUACCGUCUUACAGAGCCCCGUGCUCGUCACAGACCUCAUUUCUAGCAUCGAGAGGAAAAAAGCGAAAAACGGUACAGCCCGCGGCAUCCGUGCACCUGUCUCUCUCUCCGUGCCAAAGAGGUUCAACUCUUCGACGGGAUCGACGUCUUUCCCUAAAAUCUAGGAAACAUAAGGUAUGGCCAUAAAACCGACAGUUGCUUUGAGGGCAUUACUUGUGGGAGGAGUGGCGGCAUUUGCAAAAAUAGCCGGUGCAAUGAAGGCUGCAGGUGGCGUGAAGUUGGGAGCAGCAGCAGCUGCCAUGACAGCAGCAGCAACUGCAGCGGUGUCAACAAAACAGGAGCCAAAGGAUGUUUCGAAGCAUCCUUGAAAGUGACUCCCAAGAAUGGUUAAUCAGUAUUAAUCAUGAUGCACAGGCUCCGCAUUCCCAGUGAGGUUUGGGGCUUAGCUAGCUUGAUAGUAAAAGAAUGUAUAAUAAGCCUUCUGAAAUUAGAGAAAUGACAUUGUUGAUCAUCUACAUUCAACUUGGUUAUAUGUGAAAUUUUUGUAUUGUCACAUCGAGAAACAAAAGAAAUUAAUGACAUUAUUCCCAGUGAAAAAUAAAAUGACCCUCCAUGCAAGAUGUUUAUCUGCGCA
Messenger RNA from Juglans regia (Persian walnut), 648 nucleotides. RefSeq lists its product as uncharacterized. Lineage: Eukaryota; Viridiplantae; Streptophyta; Magnoliopsida; Fagales; Juglandaceae. The record is from RefSeq and is a predicted model, not a curated record. The transcript has 2 exons. The coding region runs from base 191 to 382 and encodes 63 amino acids.